UUGUGGGGGAAAUGAUCGGCGGACCGUGAAGCGUAACAGCAAGAAGAGGGACAAAGACGCACAUAGCGGGACAAAAUGCGACAGACAGAAACCUCUUCCAACUACAAACAAAAUCCAACAACAUCGGAAUGCGUGGAUGGAUGUUAAAAGUAGUAGAGCUGGGAAAAGGAGUGGAAACCAACAAUGGCAAGAAAGAUGAGUUCAAGUGUACAAACUGAGUUGUGGACAAUAGCUGGUUAGAGUGCGCGUUUCAGUAUCCACCUCAAAUUCUGCACCGGAGGCAGGGAGCAGACACUUUGGAGUACGGUUUCCCACUUUUGAACGGACAUGCUUCCCGGAAUGACUGAUACGGAGCUGUUUCUCUUUUUUUUGCAGCCACACAUGCUGAUUUCCCCAAAUCAGAUCCUGACUUCAACUGUUGCAAAGCUCACCAGGAGGAGGCAAAGUUAAGUUACGUGCAAGUUCGGGGAUAAUUCAUUACGGACCAAGUGUAUUUUCUUUCACUGCGUUGCUAAUUAACUGUUUGGUUGUUGCAACAACAACAAAAAACCGCAUGGAUGGAAUACUUAUGAACUCCAGUCUGUGAGAUUCUGUGUGUACCUACAGUGUCCUGAUCCUAAUGUGCUGGUGGAGAAAGUGCACGUCACCGAACUAGAACUCCAUCCAAGCAUGAAAUGUUGGUGGAGCGCCCUGGCACUUCUCCCAUGGGUGCUGGUGGCCUUAGAUGCCCAGCUAAUCUGCUGGCAGGCGCUCCUUCGGUGCCACGAGGAGCCCGAGUGCGAUCUUGCAUACGGUCAAUACACAGCAGCCUGUGAAGGUAACAUCAGAGGAACGAGGAGGCAGUGUCCGAGCCACUGCAUCAACGCGCUGAUACGGCUGAAUCACACCCGCAGCGGGCCAGACCUGGAGACCUGCGACUGCGCCCAGGACCUGGCGUGCCUCGGCACCAAGCGAGCCAUAGAGCCGUGCCUCCCCCGUAGACACCCGAGCGAUGCCGGGGGGAUAGGGUGCAUGGAGGCCCGGCAGCGCUGCGAGGAAGACAGCAACUGCCACACCUCCCUCACGGCCUACUUGUCAUACUGCGGGCAGCUGUUCAAUGGCAGGAAGUGCUCCUCCAAGUGUAAAGCCACCAUUCAGCAGAUGCUGUUCAUCCCAAAUGGCAUGCUGCUGAACCGCUGUGUUUGCGAUGGGGUGGAGAGGCCUUUCUGUGAAGUGGUUAAGGAGAACAUGAGCAAACUUUGCGCCAUAGGAGACCACAUUGUUAUUUCAGACCAGGCUGAUGUGGAUGACAUCUAUGAGGAUGAAGACUAUGACCCUAAAAAUGACAGAGAGGAGGCGUAUUCUGAUCAUUCCUCUGCUUCCCAGAGGUUGCCCAGCUGCAUGACGCUCCCGUUUCUUCUUCUAGCACGGAUAUUGUACUGAGAAAAUGGAUUGAAACAUUUCUUGGAUUUACACUUGUGGAAAAAAAAUAAUUCUCCGUUCAUUUGAUCCCUCCAGAAAGCCGAGAGUCCAGCUAUAGUUGGUAGGAGUUCAGCAUGGCUUGCUGGCACAGGACUCAAACACAGGUCUGCUGGAUAAAGGAAGCUAUUUUUUCACCUCCGGGCCUCCCUGCCAUUCCAUUUUAGUUGCAGGGCUACAGUGAGCACAGUAGUGAUUUGUGUAUGCUUUCCACAACCGUACAAUUUGCAUAGUAAUUCUUCUUCCAGCACAUCUCACUCAGGAAAACUGCUUAAAAAAAGUGUUAUUCAAACUUUUACAUAAAUGGCCAUACAGUGCUCUGAGUGAACUUCUCACUGUUUUUGCCAAGUUGAAGCCUGUUGACAAAGCCACUUUCAGGUGAUGAUGAGAGGAAGUGAACCACAACAGACUUUGUUGCAAGGCAUUGCCAAGUUAAGUGCCUUUAAACAGCUCCUGUUUGUUUGGUUUCAAUGGUACUUGGAGUGUGGCUUUAUUAAGACCUUAGACAAACAUUGGACCCAUCCAGUUUCUGUUUGCUCUGCUCUCCAUUUCAGGGGCCUCUGCAUUGUUGCAGCAACCACACUUCAAAUAUUUGUGGGAACAGUCAAAGUGCAGGCAAGGGAGUGGGAUCAAGUACUGAAAUUAACUGAAGCGCCUCUCCAGCACUCUGUCUGGGGCCCCUCCCCCAUAGGAGAUUGUUUUAUUGAACUUUUCCUGAGACCCCCCUACCCCCUCUUCCUCCUCUCUACUGCCUGACCCCUUUCACGCCUUUAAAAAGACCCCCUGUCUUUUAUUACUGCUUUCACACUGAAGCAACAAGCCAGGGAAAGCGAUCUGUCGCGAAUAGGUCAACUUAUAUCUGGAGUUUGUUCACAACACUGCUCAAGAUAAUUGGUUCAGCUGGUUUGACACUGCUUGGCCUUGUUAUAUAUGGGCGAAUACCAUUUUAAACAAACUGUGGGAUUCAACCGGAAGUUGUUGCAAUACGCUUUUUUUGAGCUCAUCAAACUAAAAAAGUACAUUUUAUGGACAUGAAAACUACUUUGCCUUAAUAAAUCUCAAGUGGAGCAACACUGCAGCAGCAGCCCAACACACAGUGGAUAUAGCAGUAGUUACAACAGGAACAACAAUGUCUUCACUCAUAAGUAGGAGUCUGGUAUGAACAGUCAAACUUGGGUUGAAUGUAUAUUAAUUACUUUGUGUCACAGUGUUUGGUGUGUUGCUAACUAAACAAGAGGUUGACUAGGCUUAAUGUAGAGCGCUUUUAUAAUGCAGGAUUGUCACUAAGUACUUUCUAAAGAAAUGCACAAAUACAGAUGAAACUCCAACUAAUUGAAAAGACAGAUUGAGCUCAGUUCCCUACUAGUUCAUUGUGCUUUGAAGGCUUUUAUUUUGUGCGUUUUGAGAUUGAGUAUUUCAGAACAAUUAAUCACAUUUGUUUUCGUAGUUGCUUUGUACGGCUACUGAGCAGCUAACAGGGCUAAUGUUACCUGUUCCAAGGUCCCCACCGAUGCUCCAGGGAUUCGAACCAGCAGUCUUUAAGUCUCACUUCUUUCGUCCACUAUUCCACAUUAAGCGGUUCAGCGAAAAGGGAAAGUAAAAAGCUGUAUUGAUCAUCUGUAACAAAGCUGCCAAUUUGUCUUUGCCAUUUGAAAUUAUGUCAAAACUAGUCUUGAAAAAUGUUGCUAAAUGUUAAAUUAUGAAGCUAGAAUAUGAAGAAUGUGUACAUAUUUUACAAUUAUAUGCAGUAAAAUAAGCCAGUGUCUUCCCACAUUCACUUACGUACAUUCAAUCCAAUAGAAACACACAAACGUAGCUCAGAUUUUGUGCACACAAAACUUGACAUGAUUUAUAGAGUUUUCAGUUUUUCAUCUCAUCUUGUGGGAACAUAGCAGUUCACACUUCAGAACAGUGUCUUGCA
This is a messenger RNA of Perca flavescens (yellow perch), 3379 nucleotides long. RefSeq names its product growth arrest-specific protein 1. The transcript has a single exon. Gene Ontology annotation, biological process: regulation of cell cycle. The record is from RefSeq and is a predicted model, not a curated record. The coding region runs from base 670 to 1422 and encodes 250 amino acids. Lineage: Eukaryota; Metazoa; Chordata; Actinopteri; Perciformes; Percidae.